CUCAAGACUCACAAUCAAAUCUCUAAGGCAAAAAAAAAAAAAGUAUAGAAAGAAAAAUGGCCUGCUGGUCAACUGAAAAUGCUACCAAGGCCUAUCUUAGAGCAAUAAAAAUGGGAAAGAGAGCAAAGGAGCCAGAGAUGGCAGAAUUCAUUUCAGCACUUGCUGCAGGCAACAAUGCACAACUUAUGGUUGUUGCAUGUGCCGGUGCAGCCGACUCGGCCAUCACAUUAGCUCUGGUGGCUGCAGCGCACCAAACAGGUGGCCGAGUCAUCUGCAUCAUUGGAUCAGCUGACAAGCUGAUCCAAUCGAUUAAAUCUCUAGGACACAACUCAAGACACGUUGAGUUUGUCUCUGGAGAUGCCAAAACAUUACUAAUGAAUGACUAUAGAGAAGCGGAUUUCGUACUCAUUGACUGCAACCUCAACAACUGCGAAGGGAUUCUUCAAACAGCGCGAAUGAUGGGAGAAAACGUGAGUGUUUUGGGAUACAACGCGCUUUGUAUGGAUUCGUGGAGGUGCCAGAGCUUUAAUGCUCAUUUGCUUCCUAUAGGGGAAGGGUUGUUAGUGACUAGUAAUAAAACGGCGAAAAAAGGGGGAAAUUUGGGAGUUUCAGGGAAGAAGAGUAGAUGGAUUGUGAAAGUAGAUAAAUGCACAGGGGAAGAACAUGUUUUCAGAAUCAGAGGAAAACCAGUUGAAGCCUAAAGCUCUCUGUUUUGUGAACUCUCUUUUGAUAGAUUGAUUACUAGUGUUGAUUAAUUAGGAAAAAAAAGAUUUUGAACUGUAAAUAGCUGCAAUGUUUGAUUAAU
Molecule: messenger RNA, 805 nt
Organism: Solanum dulcamara
Lineage: Eukaryota; Viridiplantae; Streptophyta; Magnoliopsida; Solanales; Solanaceae
Exons: 2
Coding region: 57-701 (214 amino acids)
Source: RefSeq, a predicted model, not a curated record